Molecule: messenger RNA, 4263 nt
Organism: Hipposideros armiger (great roundleaf bat)
Lineage: Eukaryota; Metazoa; Chordata; Mammalia; Chiroptera; Hipposideridae
Gene: OLR1
Product: oxidized low density lipoprotein receptor 1
Exons: 7
Coding region: 1171-2007 (278 amino acids)
Biological process (GO): lipoprotein metabolic process; leukocyte cell-cell adhesion
Cellular component (GO): signaling receptor complex; plasma membrane
Molecular function (GO): low-density lipoprotein particle receptor activity
Source: RefSeq, a predicted model, not a curated record
UUUUGUUAAAUUUCUUUGUAUUUUAAAAAUUCAGCUUGUGUUGUCAUUAUCUUUAUAGUUAAGAAUCUCAAGUAUCAGCUGUCUACCCUUUGCAGAAUAUUACGCAAUUUACAUGGUGUGCAAGGGUGGUAGGAAAAAAAUGAGCUGUUCUUAACAGAAAGGUAUCUACCCUUGCUUUUCAAGAGCUUGUACUUUAGUUCGAGAGAUGGAAUACAUUGAUGGAAUUGAAAAUCAAUACGGUGCACUGUUAAGGUAUAUAAAAUGAGGAGAGUAAAUAAAUUGAUGAUGUCAACCCUACCUGUAGAUUUUAAAUAGAGAGGAAUUUUUUAAAGAAAAAAUAAAUAAAUUGUAUUUGAAGGGAAUAUAGGAUUUGCAGAGCUCAUCACCAGGUCCUGGAUUGCUUAGUAAGCUUCCUAUGAGUGUUGACUCAAGGACUGUUGGUGAUUAUGCUGUCUUGGGUCUCGUGGGUCAAGUGUGGAGAUGAAUAUGCGAAGUCUGAGAGAUCCAGUACAAUCUUAGGUUUUCUCUAAAGAAUGUAGUUCUUUUUGGUGCUGUGUGCAUCUUUGAGUGUUUUAACUACAUAGUCAUACAUAUCCUUCUGAGACACUUCUUCUUGCGACAACCUAUAAAAGUUAUUAGGAUGUGAUGUGCACACAAAAAAUAUGUGUCAUGUCCAUUUUAUCAACAAGUGUAUUUAUAUGUCUUAUCUUAAUCUGCUAGAGUAUUGAUACAAAAUAACCAAGUCACUGUGGGGGAAAAAGGUUUCUUCUUCAUUGUGAUAUAAUUUCAGUAUUUAUUAAGUCAUUGAUAAAAACUUUCCUGAGAUUUUAUUUAUGUGAAAGUCACCAUGUUGAAUUCAGAAAUGGACCCAGCCUUAUUUCCUGGCACUCAGUCAGUGGAAGUGGGAUGGGGUGUGAAUGAUUAAGUAACUUUGCUUAGUUACAAGCUAAUUUGACUAAGAUAUAUUUGUUACAUGCUGAGCUUUUAUUAUGUAUAAAGCAUGUCAUAGAGUAAAACUUUAAAUGGCAGAUAAAUUAUUUUCAAUUUGGUCUCAGAUACUCUGCAUGGAAAAAAAAGAAUACCAAAAAACCUAAGGAGGAGGAGGGAAAUAAAAUUCUGAUUAGCUGUCAAUACUGAAGUCCUCGACUGCUUCACUUUCUCAUUUGUGGAAUGAAUUUGGAAUUGACUUUUGAUGACCUCAAGAGCAAGACUAUGAAGGAUCAACCUGAUCAUAAGCCAAAUGGAGAGACAGCUAAAGGUCUUCGCUUUCUUUCAUCUCGGUGGUGGUGCCCUGUGGCUGUGACUCUAGGGAUCCUUUGCCUGGGUUUACUGGUGACCAUCAUAAUUCUGAUAAUGCAAUUAUCCCAGGUAUCUGAUCUUCUAAAACAACAACAAGCAAACCUGACUCACCAGGAAAAUAUACUGGAGGGACAGAUUUUAGCCCAGAAGCAAGAGGAAAGAACUUCCCAAGAGUUACAAAGGGAACUCAAGGAAAUGAUAGAAACACUUACCCAGAAACUGGAUGAGAAAUCUAAAGAACAAAUGGAACUUUAUCAACAGAACCUGAAUCUCCAAGAAGCUCUGAAGAAAGCAGCAAAUUUUUCAGGUCCUUGUCCCCAAGACUGGCUCUGGCAUGAAGAACACUGUUACCUAUUUUCCUCCAGCCCAUUUAAUUGGGAAAGAAGUCAGGAGAACUGUAUGUCUUUGGAUGCCCAGAUGCUGAAAAUUAACAGCACAGACGAUCUGGAAUUCAUCAAGCAAGCAAGCGCCCAUUCCAAUUUCCCAUUCUGGAUAGGAUUGUCUCUGAGGAAACCCAGCUACUCAUGGCUCUGGGAGGACGGGUCUCCUCUGAUGUCCCAUGUGUUUAGACUCCAGGGAGCGGUUUCCCAGAAAUAUCCCUCAGGCACCUGUGCGUAUUUACAAAGGGGAGCUGUGUUCGCCGACAACUGCAUUUUGUCUGCAUUCAGUAUAUGUCAGAAGAAGGCGACUUUGCUGAGAGCACAGUGAAUUUGAUUGCUCUUGGAAAAAAGGAGGAGCCGGCCUUUGAAUUCUCUCCUGGAAUCUAAGCUAUUCGUCCUCACCUUGGUGCAAACUGUGAAAGCCCUGAGAACUGAUAUUAGCGGACUGAGAACUCCUUAGCAGAAACUGGGGCUCCAGCUGCCUGACACCUUUAUAUCAACAGCUUUGAUCCUGUCUGUCCACAUUUUUUCAUCUAGCUUGUCCCAAGCCUCCUGACCAGCCUUCGAUCCCCCUUCCCAAGGGUUCCAAGCCUUGGGAACCCUUUCUACCUCAGUGCCAUUUCCCCCUCACCCUUCUAAAACCACAUAGAAGCUAGAACCUGGAGAACUUGCCCAACUGCAGGCAGAGGGCAAAAAAGAGGGCACGCAGGGGAAACAGGGCAUGUGAAGAAAUAAAAAAGGGAAAGUUCACAUUGGAAUCAAGAAACUUGCAUUCUCAACGUUAAAAGCUACCACUUGUUGGUCUUUGAAAUUGUGAUCUGUCUCCAGACUCCACUGCUUACACACACACACACACACACACACACACACACACACACACACACACCCCAUAUCCUCACAUUUUGGGGCAAUUGGGAUGUCUCAAGAAGUGAACUAGUCUAUAACUAAGUAUCAGUUCCUGAAUGAGUUAUUUCUUCAUCUGUUCUCUACCAAAGGACAACAUAAUACCUUUAAUUCUUCCAAACAGCGUUUGUUAGAUUCGUGGGGUAAAUGGCUCAGAUGGAAAAAUUGCUGAUUUUUUCCCCCUAAAGUGCAUACCUUUUAUAGGUGACCUCUCUCAAUUUUGCUAUACUAUGCUAUAAUGCAGAGACAUGCAGGACCAAAAAAAAUAAUGUCACUCAAUUCUAGAACAAACUGAGCCAGGUAUGGAAAUAUUGCUAGAUGGAAAUAGAUGGAAUUAAGAAUAUUCCUUCUAUUUUCAGUGCUUCUACCCCUUUUCUACCUUCCUUCACAGGUUAUUUUACUUUAAAGGAAGCCUUUCCAUUUUGUUGCACAUAAUCUAGCAAAAACCUUAUUUAAAAAAAAAAGUUGUAUCAUGCAUAGGAAGACAAGAGAUAUUUCCUUUUAUUAAUAGCUUUAUUAAAGUACAAUUAACAUAAUAAACUGAAAAUAUUUAAAGUGCACAAUCAAUAAGUUUUCACAUAUGUAAAUAUGUUCUCUUCACAUUCUCAUCACAAUCAGGAUAGUGAACAUAUCCAUCAUCUUUUAAGUUUCAUCAUGCCCCUCCCCAGACAACCACCAAUCCACUUUUAGUGUUUACAUUUUGUAGCAUUUCAUAUGAAUGUAAUCACACAGUAUGCCUUUUUUCUUUUCAUCUAGAUUUCUUCAAUUAUCAUAAUUAUUUUGAGAUUCAUCCAUCUUGUUAUUUGUAUCAAUUUUUCAUUCCUUUUAAAUGUUGAGUGUUAUUCUUUUGGAUGUAUAUACCACAAUUUUUUAAUCCAUUUACCUGUUGAUACCAUUUGGGUUCUUGAAAAGAACUAUUAUAAAUAAAGCUGCUAUGAACAUUAUUGUACAACUCUUUGUAUGAUCAUAGUAUUUUUCUUCUCUUGGGUAAAUAUUUAAGAGUGUAAUGUCUGGGUUAUUCAGUAGAUGUAUGGUUAGCUACUUAAAAAAAAUGCCAAACUGUUUUCCAAAGUUUGACCAUUUUACAUUCCUACCAGCAGUACGUGAAUGUUCUAAUUCUAUCUCAUCUUUGUCUACACAUGAUCUGGUCACUUUUGUAAUUUUAACCAUGUUGAUAGGCAAGUAGCAGUAUACCACUGUCAUUUUAAUUUGCCUGAAUUACUGUCUUUUGUUGUUUUACAUCCAGUGUUUUUUUUAAAUUUUUGCUUUAUAUAUUUUGUUUGAUUUUGAUUGUGUCCAGUUGGAAGGUAAAUCCAGACCUUGUUACUCCAUCUUAACGUUAAGCAGAAGUCCAAGACAAGGAUUUUGUAAUUAGGUACUUAAGUUUCUCUUUCUGUUUGGAGCUACUGAGAACUCUGAACAAAGACAUGCAAAGCUGAAAGAAUCCCUGGAAAAAAUUCUAGUCCAAGGAUGGAAGAUUAAUUUCUUGCCUCUGUGUCUGGUAUAGUUUCUAUUUCAGACUUGAUGACAGAGCUACCUUCUUUAGCCAAGCUGACAGUGCCUGUGAGUCAUUGUCCAGUAACCCUUCCUAUUUUCGUCUCUAAUUCUUACAGAUAUUGGUGACUUGUCUUCCUAAACCUUAGGUUCAGAGACAGUUGCCCUGAUCUGAUCUAUCUUGGGG